Syngnathoides biaculeatus (alligator pipefish) is the source of this 5816-nucleotide messenger RNA. RefSeq names its product polycomb protein suz12-B-like. The transcript has 17 exons. The coding region runs from base 1797 to 3911 and encodes 704 amino acids. Gene Ontology annotation, molecular function: chromatin DNA binding. Gene Ontology annotation, cellular component: ESC/E(Z) complex; nucleus. NCBI's taxonomy places the organism in Eukaryota, Metazoa, Chordata, Actinopteri, Syngnathiformes, Syngnathidae. The record is from RefSeq and is a predicted model, not a curated record.
UGAAGCGGCUAGGCGAUGUCCGCCUGGAGAAAAGUGUCCUCCCGACCAGCUAUGAUGUCUUGAAAGGCUGCCUGCUCAUCAGGUCGGGAGGAGGGAAGGCUGCGUGCCCUCGGGAAGAUCGGUAUUGAAGUCAGCGGAUCCGAGGUGCUAUAUAGCUGGCAAGGCAGUGCAUAAUGCCGCUGGUGCUGGACGCCGUGUGGGCCUUGUGGAGCAUCACGGCGGGGAUCUACGACUACUUCCACACCAGUGCCAUGGAAGAGAGAAUCCACACCCUGGAGAAUGUGCUUUCCAUACACCAGUUUGUCAUUACGGGCCUAUCAGCGGGCCUCAUCCUGCUCCUGAUGUACAUCCUGUGGCGGAAGCACUGAUGAAAAUGAUGUGUGAUCAUGACUACUAAAAGGCAACAUAAUGGACCAAAGUUAUUUUGUGUGUUCAGGGUUGUUUUCACUUCUCUGACUCACUACUUGCCACCUGAUCCUCAAAACGAGGUUGCUAACUUGCUGUACAAGCCAGUACCAAGAAGAAAGUGCACUGAUUAACUGGCUCGCUAAUAUGUCUGUCUGUCCACCCUGAAGGCAAAAUAAGAAAUGUCAAAUUAUAUUGAAGAUUUUAUAAUGGCUUACAAAUGCAGCCUGCCACAAAGCUGCAACAUUUUUCUUUUUAUUUUCUUUUUUGUGUGUUUAACAAUUACAAUUUCAGUGUAGAGUGCAAUAGGGUACUGUGUCGCUCUGACAAACCAUUAACACAGAUGGGUGCUUUGAAAGGGAAUGUUUGAAUAAUAAAAGGUCAUCAGAAAUUAUCGGGUUUUUUUUUAUUUCAGAACUUCAAACACACCUUUCAAACCUUAUUUUGAAGUUUAUUGAAACAUAAGGGGAAUAUAAAAAUAGAAACGUUGAACAAAGAACCGAAAUGCCGCUUUCAAUUCAUAAAGGUGGAAAGGGAAACGCCCCCACCAAUCACGUGUCUGCGUUUCGCAAACAAGCGCAGUCAUAGGCUGCAGCACUCUGAAGGCGGGAUCUUUUAAUCCGUGAACGCGUCCCAGCCAACUUUGGUAAGGUUUUUGUAAUUAAGCCGGAAAAAGAAAUCUUGCUUGUCGUUUACAAAAAGAAACCCGAGUUGAUUCCCUACAUAACCACCCAUCGCAUUUGUUCUUAGAUCUAGAAGUAUUUGGGGACAUAUAUUUUAAUUCAAAUGAAGUAUACUGUUUGAUAGCAUCAAAUAGCACAAUGUUCGUUGGUAUGAUAAUUUCGGUGAUUAAAAGUAUUUCGAAAAUAUGAACCGGAAGACGUCUUUUUGCAGGAAUUUGCUAUGCCACUAACUCAAAGUGGCAAAAGGCGCUCAAUUACGAUUUACAGGAAUUUUGUUUUAAAUUGUCGACUCUAAACCACUCUCAAUGUAUUGUAUGUCAAAUGUGCAUGCUUCUUUUUUAUUUAUUCAUUGUCAUGUUCGUAAUUUUCUACGGCGAAUGGGAAGAGUCGUUUCGUGCCAGAUAGCUAGCCGGGCUAGGGAAGUUUAGCCAAAACAGUUAGCUGCCGAGUGGCGGCGCUGGCUUGCUUUCGUCUCCCGCAAAUGGAAUGCCGCGAAACGCCCCAUUCGAGCCUUGCUCGGACAAGUAAAAAAUUAAAUUAAAAGUCCCCUUGUUGUGUUUAAUCCUCCGUCGUUUGGUAUAUUUUUUUAAAUAUGAGACUCUGUUCCUCGCUUCAUUUCUUGACAAAGAAAACUGCGGCGAGUUUCUUUCUCUACUGACAAGCAAAAGGUAAAAAAAAAAAAAAAAAAGGCUUUCGUGGUCCCUGCGGAUGGCUCCACACAGGCAUGGCCCCCCGGCUGGAGGCCACCCUGUGGCGAACGGACCGUACCCCCCGUCCUCCUUCGACGCCAAGAAGCCCAGCAUGCAGCUGGUCCAAGCCGACCACGAGUUGUUCCUGCAGGCCUUCGAAAAGCCUACCCAAAUUUACAGGUUCCUUCGCACCAGGAACUUGAUCGCUCCCAUAUUCUUGCACAGGACUCUCACCUACAUGUCACACAGGAACUCGAGGAAGAACAGAAAACGGAAAAGCUCCAAGGUGGACAGCCUGCUCUUCCGAGUAGAAAAAAUGCAUGCACAACAGGAACCACGCGGCUUGCUGUCCAAUCUGCAACUCACAUUCACCGGCUUCUUUCACAAAUUAGGGACACCGUCUCAGGACUGUGAGAACGAGCAGAACUCAGUGUCUCUUGAGGUCCUUCUUGUCAAAGUCUGUCACAAGAAAAGGAAGGAUGUAAGCUGUCCGGUCAAGCAGGUUCCUGCCGGGAAGAAGCAGGUUCCUCUCAACCCGGACUUGAUUUCUUCUGGUGGUGUUGGUGUCAGUCCGGGACAUUCUGGAAACUUUCCAUCCUUGCUUGUCCCAAGCAGCGAGUUUGAAUCCAGCAACUCACACAUGGUCAAGUCCUACUCACUGCUUUUCAGAGUUUCACAGCCUGGGUACGACCACCUGCUGCUCCACAACAGACUCAACAAUGGAGAGGCUUGCCACCACAGAGAGCUGUCAGAGCCAAUGAUGGCCAGGAAGAGACGGAGCUCCCCCCUCAGGGAGGACGUACAAAGCACACUGGUGGCUCAGAUGACCAUUUUUGAUAAACACAGACGUCUGCAGCUCCUGGAUGGUGACUACGAAGUUUCAAUGCAAGAUUUAACAAAGCAAAGUCCUCUCAACAAUGUGACUGCAACAUGGGAGACCAUAGUUGACACAAAGCACUUGCCUCCAUUGGAGGCGUUCUGCGACGGUCCCACUCUUCACUUCACGCUUCGAUGGACCAAGGACCUUUGCAACGAUUCCACUGCUCCUGUCGCCAAACCUCUGGCCACUCGCAACACUGACGGCAACCAUGAGAGCAUAGCGGCGACCGGACUGAGGAACACAGCGCACGCUAAACACACCGUGAAAGAGACCAUCAACAAAGUCCACAGCAAAGCCAGAGAAUACACGUCUGCGCAAUCUCGAACAAAACUACGGAUCUUCUACGAGUUCCAGUACAAUAACAACAGUCGGCAGCAAACUGAGGCCAGAGACGACCUUCACUGUCCUUGGUGCACUUUGAACUGCAGGAAGCUGUACAGUCUGUUAAAACACCUCAAGCUGUCUCACUCGCGUUUCAUCUUCAACUAUGUGCCUCAUCCCAAAGGAGCCAAAAUCGAGGUAUCCAUCAACGAGAAUUACGACGGCUCGUAUGCAGGAAAUCCUCAGGACGUACACAGCCAGCCGGGUUUCGCCUUCAGCCGGAACGGACCUGUCAAGCGGGCGGCCGUCACUCAGGUCUUGGUCUGCAGGCCCAAGCGCAGCAAGCCAAGUCUGUCGGAGUUCCUGGAGUGCGAGGGCGGCGAGAGCGAGCGUCCCCGGUCGUACGUGAGUGGACACAACAGACUUUACUUCCGGAGCGACAGCUGCGUGCCCAGAGCGCCGCAAGAGAUGGAUGUGGACAGCGAGGACGAAAGGGACCCUGACUGGCUCAAGGAGAAAACUGCCAAGCAAAUCGAGGACUUCACGGACGUGAACGAGGGCGAGAAGGAGAUCAUGAAGCUGUGGAACCUCCACGUCAUGAAGCAUGGUUUCAUCGCAGACCACCAGAUGAACGAGGCCUGCCUGCUGUUCACUGAGCUCCACUGCGCUCACCUAAUCCGCCAAAACCUGCGCCGCAACUUCCUACUUCAUCUGGUCAGCAUGCACGACUUCAACCUGGUCACCACCAGAACCAUCGACCGGGCCAUGGCCAGACUCCAGGCUGCCGCACAUGGGUAUAAGCCACCAGAGGGGAGAGAUGAGGAAGACGGAUGGGAGACUGCAGUGGAGUGUCUGACAGAGACGGACCUUGAGAUAUCCCAGGGUGAAGAUGUCAGCAGGUGGCAAGAGAGUCACACGGCUGUUUUGAACUGAGCGGUGGCAGAGCCGCAACAGAACUUUGUGUUUGGAUUCUGAAUCACGAGAGACAUCCAAAGGGGAUGAUUUCUUGUUUAUGAUCCUAAGAUUUGAAGAAUUUAUCAAGUCAUGAACCCAAAACUGAACUUUUGGGUUUGGAACCUUCAAUCAGCAUAUAGGACUUUGAAGUCUUCGUGACUGAGGAAGUCUGGGACGAGGAGACACCAAAACAGCAUGUUUUACCCUUUAUCUCGGAACUGCUGGACUUUGUCCACGUUAGCAAAAAAUCUGAGAUCAACUUUUGGGUUUGAAACAGUGAACUCUUGGGAAUUUCAGGUCUUUUGAGACUGAAGAAUCAGAGACUCCCGAAUAUCUUGUUUUCCUUUUUGUUCUUCCAAAACUUGAGGAAAUGUUGGGUGUCGGUGAAACCCAACCAAUGACUGGGGGUUGGCCAGAAUCCCCAAACUAUACUUUUGUUUGAAACAAGUCAACUUUUAGCACUCAAACAUUGAUUCUGGUGGAGACUGUCAUUUUUCCUAUUUCUUGUCCCAAAACCUUUUUCUGUUAUUAGAAACCCCAAACUGAACUUCAGUUUUAUUACCUUUAGUCAACUUUUACGGCUAUUAGGAUGUGAAGACCAAAAAGGUUUAGAUCAUGAAGUGACCAUAAAUUUAGGUUUUUCCCUAUUGGCUUUCCUAGAUCUUAAUUACUGUAGGUCCUAAAUGACCAAUGAGGGCAGCCCCCCACCCCCAAAAGUGACUUUAAGAACCCUAGGCAAACUUUUAGGACACAAAGACUGACUCUGGAUCAAGACUCCGUUUUCUCUUUAUCCCUCAAGUCCUGACUUUGUCCACAAUCCUGAGCAAUUACGAUGGACUGACGAGAAACCUGGGCAAAACUCCAAAGUCCAGACUUUUCUUGUUUGAAACCUACUUUUGAAUUUUCGGGCCCUUGAGACUGAUUCUGGAUUAAGAAGAAACCCGGACGUUCUUUUCCUUCUUACCCAAAAACAUCAGUAGAUGUUCCUGACAGCAGCGCAAUCCGAAACCCUCGCACAACCCCAAAAUUGACUUUUUCUGGAUCAAGGAAACAGUUGAACUUUUUUUUUUUUAAAAUCAUAAAACAUGAAAACUUUAUGUUCUUAAUGUUGAGUAUCAGUUUAAACUGACCAGUGAAUGCAGGGCAACCAGACACAUUCACUGAGGCCCAAAAUUGAUUUAUUUUUGUUCAGACCAGUCAGUCAACUUUUGGACUAUUAAUGAUAUCAUGAUUGAAGAAUUCUGGAUCAAGUUUUGCUCAUCCCAGAUUUUGACAACUUCACACCCAUGUGAAAAACCUGAUUUCACCAAAGAGGAUUGAGGGUUCAGUUUAAGAGAUUUAAUUCAUUCAUGUCAUAUCUCCAAGGUGCUGCUUUUUUUUUUCUUCAUAAUUUGAUGCAGAUUGUUUUUUUUCCCCCCCUCGAUUCUAAGCCGAAGUUGCCUUUUGCCAAACAUUAGCUUGGAAUCAUUUGAAAGGUCAUCAGAAAAUGAAGGCCCAAAAUCAAAAGUGAGGCCAGCCCAGAGCAGAAGUGCCUUAAAGUUGCAUUCUUUCAGAAGCCAGCAGGGGUGGAAUACCAGAAUACUCCCCACAUGCUGUUAAACAGAAGACUUGAUUUGCUUUUGUUUUCCCUGCUGGUUACCUCAUUAGUUUAUGGAGGGGGGGUGGGGGGAAAUAAUUCCACCCAGGACUCUUAUGUCCAUGUUCCGACAAAACAACCAAAAGCCAGACUCCUUUGACACCAUGUAUGUUAGCUUUAAGCAUGUGCGUUUUUUUUUCCUUCAAUCCACAGAAGCAGGAUUUUUUUUUUGCACAAGAAAAUGUUCAACCUGCCUGCGAUUGUUUUUUUUGUUUUGUUUUUUUUAAUUAAAAUGGCACAAUUGUUCA